This is a messenger RNA of Medicago truncatula (barrel medic), 1729 nucleotides long. RefSeq names its product RNA-binding protein Musashi homolog 2. The record is from RefSeq and is a predicted model, not a curated record. The coding region runs from base 286 to 1479 and encodes 397 amino acids. Gene Ontology annotation, biological process: regulation of gene expression. Gene Ontology annotation, molecular function: RNA binding. NCBI's taxonomy places the organism in Eukaryota, Viridiplantae, Streptophyta, Magnoliopsida, Fabales, Fabaceae. Gene Ontology annotation, cellular component: chromatin; nucleoplasm. The transcript is spliced from 14 exons.
GUUAAUGUUAAAAGAUGGUUGGUAAAAUGUAAAAAGACAGAAACAAACAAACAAACAAACAGGAGGAACCUGAGACGGUGCGGAGCGAUAGAGGGAGGAGGAAGAGGGAGAUAGAUUGAGCGAGAUCUUCAAUUUAGGGUUUUGAAUUUCGUUUUCAUCAAGGGAGAAAGUGUGAGAAUUUUAUAGAGAGUGGUGUGAGAACGAGGUGGAAUUGGAUAGAAUUUUUGUUUUUCUUGUUAAUUUCCCCUUCACAGGGAUUUUUAUUGUGCUUUCUUCAAGUUUCAAAUGGAGCAGAGAAAGCUUGUGGUUUUGGGGAUUCCGUGGGAUGUUGAUACCGAGGGUUUGAAAGAAUAUAUGAGCAAAUAUGGUGAAUUAGAAGAUUGCAUUGUCAUGAAGGAGCGUUCAACUGGACGAUCUCGUGGUUUUGGUUAUGUUACAUUUGCUUCAGUGGAUGACGCCAAGGAAGUAUUGUCAGGUGAACAUGUUCUUGGUGAUAGGAUGCUGGAAGUCAAAGUGGCUACCCCAAAGGAGGAGAUGAGGGCACCAGCCAAAAAAGUUACCAGAAUUUUUGUGGCCAGGAUUCCACCAUCAGUAACAGAAGAAACUUUUAGAAGUCAUUUUGAGAAAUAUGGUGAUAUAACAGAUUUGUACAUGCCAAAGGAUCAAGGCUCAAAGAUGCAUCGUGGAAUUGGUUUUAUCACUUUCGGAAAUGCAGAGUCUGUGGAGAAUUUGAUGUCAGAAACCCAUGAACUCGGAGGUUCUGCUGUAGUGGUUGAUCGAGCUACACCUAAGGAAGAUGACGUUAAGCCAACUGGCAGAAUGUCACAGGGGGGAGGAUAUGGUGCAUACAAUGCAUAUAUUUCUACAGCAACUAGAUAUGCAGCACUCGGAGCUCCUACUUUGUAUGACCAUCCCGGCCCAAUUUAUGGAAGGGGAGAGCCUCGUCGGAGAAUUAGUAAAAAGAUUUUUGUUGGUCGCCUCCCCCCAGAAGCAAAUUCUGAGGAUCUCCGUCAAUAUUUUGGAAGAUUUGGCCGCAUAGAAGAUGUUUACAUUCCCAGAGAUCCUAAGAGAACAGGUCACAGGGGUUUUGGAUUUGUUACAUUUGCUGAUGAAGGCGUAGCAGAUCGUGUCUCUCUAAGGCCUCAUGAGAUUUGUGGACACGAGGUGGCAAUAGAUUCAGCCACACCUGUUGACGAUGCUAGGCCCAGCGGAAAUUUUAUGAUGAACAAUAGUAUGGAAUCUUUUGGGGGAUAUGGCGGUCCGGUGCGAAGUUAUGGGAGGAUGUAUGGUGGUUUAGACUAUGAUGAUUGGGGUUAUGGAGUUCCCAGUGUGAGGCCAUCAAGAGCAGAGUAUCAAGAGCAGCUUGGGAGGCCAUCAAGAGCAGAUUAUCAGGAGCAGAUUGGGAGGCCAUCAAGAGCCGAUUAUCAGGAGCAUAUUGGGAGGCCAUCAAGAGCAGAUUGGAGGUACAGGCCAUACUAGUAUGACACAGCUACUAUUGGUGGUAUUGCUUCUGCAAUGUUAGCAUGGAUGUCUGCACACUGUGGUGCAGGUCUUUUAGUAUUAAUUAAUUAUGAAGUUGUAAGCACUAAAUAUUGGAUUCUAUUGUAACACAGAAAUACUCAUUUUCUUUUUGCUUGAACUAUUUAUCAUCUGUAUCCAAUUAAAGUGAAGAUUAUGGCCGUCUGCUAGAUCUCUUUAUAGGCAUGAUAAUAGGUUGUGAUUUAUUCUA